Molecule: messenger RNA, 202 nt
Organism: Entrophospora candida
Lineage: Eukaryota; Fungi; Glomeromycota; Glomeromycetes; Entrophosporales; Entrophosporaceae
Source: the annotation of a GenBank genome assembly
AUGGACAAAUCGUCGUCAUCUACAUCUACAACUACUGCCAUUCCAAACUCUUUUGAUCACUUUAGUGACAAAUCAACCUCAACCUCAACCUCACCUUUAUUAUAUCUUAAUGAUUCGUAUCCUUCAUAUAAACAACAAAUACUUAAUCCAACUUAUUCUAAUCAUUCUGCCUCUCGUUUCAUAUUAGAUAAGGAAGAUGAAG